Scomber scombrus (Atlantic mackerel) is the source of this 3898-nucleotide messenger RNA. It is a transcript of the gene sppl2b, whose product is annotated as signal peptide peptidase-like 2. Lineage: Eukaryota; Metazoa; Chordata; Actinopteri; Scombriformes; Scombridae. Gene Ontology annotation, cellular component: cytoplasmic side of endoplasmic reticulum membrane; lumenal side of endoplasmic reticulum membrane; lysosomal membrane. Gene Ontology annotation, biological process: membrane protein proteolysis. The transcript is spliced from 15 exons. The coding region runs from base 42 to 1718 and encodes 558 amino acids. Gene Ontology annotation, molecular function: aspartic endopeptidase activity, intramembrane cleaving. The record is from RefSeq and is a predicted model, not a curated record.
AGCGGUUGGUUGAUGGAGGAAACAACAACAAGCUAGGCAUCAUGAGGGUCCCUGAAACAUUGCUCUGGGCCGCUUUUCUCAUCCACAAGGUGGUGGGAGAGUACGGCAUGGCCCACUUCAGUGACAAGGGCAAAAGCAAAGGAAAGGAUUACUGCAUCUUCUUCAACUCGCAGUGGGCACGUCUACCUCAGGACCUCAACAAGGCUUCACGUCUGCAAAUUUACGACCUCACAACAUCGGUCUUGUGCUCACCCUCUGAUGUCCCAGAGGGAGGCUUCCCAAAUCGUAUCCCCAUGGUGAUGAGGGGCAACUGCACUUUCUAUGAAAAGGUCCGACUGGCCCAGAUUAAUGGUGCCAAGGGCCUGCUCAUUGUCAGCAAGGACAGACUGACGCCACCAGCAGGAAACAAGACUCAGUAUGAGGAGAUCGACAUCCCCGUAGCUCUGCUCAGCUACUCUGACAUGCUGGACAUUAGCAAGACCUUUGGUAAAGGAAGACUGGUUGCCAUGUAUGCACCCAAUGAGCCGGUGUUGGACUACAACAUGGUGAUCAUCUUCUUGAUGGCAGUGGGAACAGUCGCCAUCGGAGGUUACUGGGCCGGCAGCAGAGACAGUAAGAAGCGCUACAUGAAGCACAAGAGGGACGACGGUGCAGAGAAGCAGGAUGAGGAGACCGUAGAUGUCACACCCAUCAUGAUCUGUGUGUUCGUGGUCAUGUGCUGCAGCAUGCUGGUGCUACUCUACUUUUUCUAUGACCGCCUGGCAAUUUGGGUCAUAGCCAUCUUCUGCCUAGCCUCCUCUGUGGGCCUCUACAGCUGUCUGUGGCCUUUUGUCAGGAGACUCCCGUUCUGCAAGUGCAGGAUCCCAGAGAAUAACCUGCCAUACUUGCACAAACGGCCGCAGAUCCGCAUGUUGCUCCUGUCGGCCCUCUGCAUCGGUGUAAGCAUCACUUGGAUGGUGUUUCGCAACGAAGACCAGUGGGCGUGGGUGUUACAGGACGCCCUGGGGAUCGCCUUCUGUCUCUACAUGCUCAAAACAGUCAGACUGCCCACAUUUAAGGCUUGCACUUUACUGCUGGUGGUCCUUUUUGUCUACGAUGUUUUCUUUGUAUUUAUUACACCCUACUUUACAAAGAGUGGGGAAAGUAUAAUGGUGGAGGUAGCGGCUGGUCCCUCUGACUCCUCCACACAUGAAAAGCUUCCCAUGGUGCUCAAAGUGCCAAGGUUAAACUCCUCUCCCCUGGCUCUGUGUGAUCGACCUUUCUCCCUCCUGGGCUUCGGCGAUGUCUUAGUACCAGGUCUGCUGGUGGCGUACUGCCACAGGUUUGACAUUUUAACACAAUCCUCCAGGAUCUACUUUGUGGCCUGUACAAUCGCUUACGGCAUCGGCCUGCUCAUCACGUUCGUGGCUCUGGCCAUGAUGCAAAUGGGUCAGCCGGCACUGCUCUACCUGGUGCCUUGCACUCUGCUCACCAGCCUCGCUGUAGCGCUGUGGCGUGGGGAGUUGCCCCAGUUCUGGACUGGAAGUGGAUUUGUGCCUGCCAUAGCACUUGCACCCAUCAACUGUACACAAACGGCAGCACCACAGACACAGCGGCCCUCAACCAAACCGGAGCCACAAACCACAGAAGCCACCAAUCAGAGCGGAGACUCGCCCCGGCGCUCACCUCAGGAAACGCCCUCAGCUGAGAAACAGGACGAGGAAAACAAAUCCAACUGAAAGGACUUCUUGUACGGCAUUUCCCCAUUUCAUUUCAUGUUUUAUUUGUUGUAAAGUGUUUUUUUCUACAUUCUGUUUCAGUCGAUGGACAUUUUUAAGUAGGGACAUUAAUGUGCACUUGGUUGUGAAGGGAAGAGUAGAGGAGAUCUGCGCUCUACAUGGCUGGCUCAGCAGGGCACCGGGAUCAGACUCACGAAGUUGAAGCACUGAAACUGAAAAGGUUACACACUAAAAGUAUAAAACCUGCACAGGAGCCUCCAAACACUCGUCUACUAACAUCCAAUCUGAACCACCUGUAAAGGGAAUGAAAAGCCAAAUCUGAAAACUACAAACACUAACUACUCCCACUACUUCCAAUGGGAGGCUUUUUAAAAGCCCUGAAGGCCCGAUCACACCAGCAUUUAAGACAACAGUAAAAUAAAUUCAUUUAAAUGGAAUCGCUGUACUCAAAAUUCGCUCGUGGGUGGUGAAGUAAAUCUGUGCAACUUUUUUGCAUUAAGUUGAACUUUGAUGUCCUCUGAUGUGCAAAUUUGCAGCGUCGGCCAAUAGCUAACCAUCUUGACUGUGUCCUUUUGUGACCUUUAGUGAGAAUAGCGUGUCAAUGUGGAGGAGUUAUUGUAACUCAUUAGCUGUGUUGCAUCCUCCAUGUUUAUUUAACCACUUCUGUCAGAGUAUAAACUGCUCCACAGUUUAUAUUCCAGAGGAAGAAUGGUUGACAGAAAGUUAUGAAACAGAUAAAUAUGUUUCAACUGUAUGAAUAUACUUUACCAUUGGCUUAUUUCUUAUCUCAGUAACUCUUUGAGUGAAAUAUUUAGUCCCAAAAUGUCAGAGUAGACUAAACAAACCAGAAACUCAGUGAGCGACUGGGUCUGACUGAUAUGUCACCAGCUGGCUAACUCUUCAGCUACAGUAGUUUACCAACUAGCUCAAGUAUUUCCUUUGUCACCAAGCUUCCAAAAAACAUAUUUCACAAAGACUCACUACCUUAUUUUGUUGUGCCACUUUCUGGUGUGACUGGGCCUUGGGUUUCAGUAUGCUUGAAACAAUCUUGCUUUUAAAUAAUGUGUUGAACGACCGCGUUUAAAGGCAAAAAAUGGUUUCAUUGCUGUUCUUAAUGCUUGAAGAAAGAGUGAAAAGCCUGAUGUCAUAGAGGGGAUGAUACACACACACGCUGCACCUUAUACACUAAAUUCAGAUGUCUGAAAGGGGUGUGUGUGUGUGUGUGUGUGUGGGGGGUGUGUGUGUUUGUACACACACAAACUACAAAAGAAGCCGUUUUAUAUUUUGACACUGGUGUUAAAGUACAGCAGUGAUGGUUUCAUACCCUUUAAAAUGCGGUGCUAUCACGGUUGUUGACUGAGCCAAACCUAUUACAUAUUUUUGUUUUUUUAAACUGAAGCAUUUGUUGACAUUGUCCCUUCUUUUUGUUAUUUUUUAAAACAUUUUUUGCAUGCUAUGAUUUUGAUUUCACCCUCAUAUAAAAAAACUGGUGUAUAAUCUAUAGUACAUACUUUUUAUUGGUGGAGCAACAGUUAAAACUCGGGCCUCCUUUCAGUUAUUCAUAUUGUCUUAAGAAAUAGUAUUGGCCUUACUGUGUUCAUGUUGAGAGUCGACUGUGUCACGUAUGGAAUAUUACAAGUACUGUACUUCAAAGAAAUGCUGAAGUUUGUAUGAGCCGAGGAUCGACUGACCGGUGUGACCAAUGUUCAUAGAUUAGUUUAUAUGAAGCAUUUGCACAAUAUUUUUAUUUUAUUUUAUGGACUGACAGACGUCGUUUGGUUCAUGUCUGUUAAUGUUCAAGAUUUAAAGACACGGACGCCGAGGUAUCAAUAUAUCAAAUAAUCCUGCUUUAGUUUUCCAUUCCUGACCUGAGGGUGUCAUCUUCAACAUCACUCUGUAUAUCAGCAUAGAUAUAUUUCUUAUUCAGUUACAAUGCCUAUUCACCAUUUCAGCAUUUCUAUGUAAGAAUUGAAUCAAAAAGUGAAAAAACCAACAUAUUUGCUAAGGGGUCAGAGGUCAAAUGGGUAUAACUCAGUUAUCUGGAUGUGUGCCCUUGCUGAUUCGACAGCAGUGUUUUCCAGGACACGAGAGUAUUCAUUCACCAAUACAAUUUGUUGUCACCAAGUGGUUUUUAAUGCCUCUGUUGAGGACUACGUAUAAUAAAGAAACAUUGUAUUUAA